Molecule: messenger RNA, 768 nt
Organism: Entrophospora sp. SA101
Lineage: Eukaryota; Fungi; Glomeromycota; Glomeromycetes; Entrophosporales; Entrophosporaceae
Source: the annotation of a GenBank genome assembly
AUGAACAUGACAUAUUCAGCUCCUAUAAUGAUAGGAACUUCAACCUCCUCAACUUCCAUUUUAACAAAAACCUCAUCCUCUUCACUCAAAUCAUCAUACUCUUCAAAUAGCAGCAGUAAAUUGAUGCAACCAAAAAGAAGUAAUUUUAAUUCUGUAAUAAUAGAAAGAAAACAAGUUGCUAUGAUAGCAAGUUGGAUAGAUAAAAAAGAUUUAGUCAAUAAAUAUAAUAAUAAGAAACGUGUUAAUAUCAAUAACAAUCCUAAUUAUCAAUCAUCAUUUUAUGAACCUUGGGAAAACCCAUAUGAAUUUAAGUUGUUGUUAAGAGGCUCAAGAGAUGGAUUCACCGGAUUGGAUUUUCAUUCCAAAUGUGAUUCCAAGGGUGCCACUAUCACUAUAAUGAAAGUGAAUGGAUCAAGCGAAUUGUAUGGUGGAUAUACGCCUAUUGAUUGGUUGUCACAAAAUACUUGGGGCUACUGUAAAGAAAGUUUUAUAUUUUGUUUAGAUGACAAGGAUCUCGAUAAAUCCAUCAUCAGUAGAGUCAAGGAUCCAUCAAGAGCCAUCAACUAUUAUAAUAAUUAUGGUCCGUCAUUUGGAACCGGUGAUUUAAAAAUGACAGGAAAUUUCAAAAACGAGUCAAGGUGUUGUUGUCAACAUGGUGAUUACGAACUUCCAAUUAGAGCCAAUUCUGAUGAUAUCCAUUUUUCUGUUGACGAAUACGAAGUUUUUCAAAUCAUUCCCAGGAGAAGAAGAAAAAGAAACAUGGAUUAG